This is a messenger RNA of Pogoniulus pusillus (Red-fronted tinkerbird), 1931 nucleotides long. RefSeq names its product dopamine receptor D4 (gene DRD4). The record is from RefSeq and is a predicted model, not a curated record. Gene Ontology annotation, molecular function: dopamine neurotransmitter receptor activity, coupled via Gi/Go; G protein-coupled receptor activity. The transcript has 4 exons. Lineage: Eukaryota; Metazoa; Chordata; Aves; Piciformes; Lybiidae. Gene Ontology annotation, biological process: adenylate cyclase-activating adrenergic receptor signaling pathway; negative regulation of adenylate cyclase activity; negative regulation of synaptic transmission, glutamatergic. Gene Ontology annotation, cellular component: plasma membrane. Bases 721 to 1854 code for a protein of 377 amino acids.
AGUCCUCCUCUCUGCAGUUCUCUGAAAGGGGAUUCAAGUAAGUGGGGAUUGGUCUCUUCUCCCUAGCAGGAGGUUUAGGACAUUAGGAACAAUUUCUUCGUUGAAAGAGUGGUCAGACAUUGAAACAGGCUGCCCAGGGAAAUGGUGGAGGAGCUGUUUAAGAAAGGUGUGGAUGUGGCACUUGGGGACAUGGUUUAACGACCAUGCUGGUUGGACUUGAUGAUCUUAGAGGUCUUUUGCAACCCAAACAAUUGUAUGAGUCUAUGAUUCUUCCUCCUGCUCAAGAGGCAGCGCAGAGAGAAGGAGCCUCCUGGGCUGGAGGAGGCUGGGCUGAAGGCAGUGAAGGGCAAGGUGCUAAUCCCCUGCGGACAGCCCCGUCCUCGGCAGGAGCCGGGUGACACCACGCAGGGCUGGGUGACGAGCAGGGCUCAGUCCUACCAAGCGCAUCCCCCGCGGGGAGGCUACGGGCCCGGGGAGGGGAGGAGUGGUAGUGGAGGGAGGAAGUCUCCGACGGCGGCGGCAGCCGCUCCCGCGGGGCUCUGUCGGGACAACGGGGCAGGGAUACCCGAAGCCUGCCCCCCCUCCCCGCCGCCCCCCCGGGUCCCUAAGCCGCUCGGUGAACCGGUGGGAGCGGGAGCCGGAGGGGACUCCGCUUUAGGUAGCUGAGCUGUGCUUGGGGAGGGGCUGAGCCGGAGCUCCCAUGCACCGGGCUGCCGGGGCAUGGGGAACGGCAGCGCCGGCAGCGCUCCGGGCAACGGUACCGGGCUGCCACCGCCGCCUCCAACGCCGCCCCCGGGGGGUCACAACGUGGCCGCCCUGGUACUGGGCAUCGUCCUCAUCCUGCUCAUCGUGGCGGGCAACGGACUGGUCUGUCUCAGCGUCUGCACCGAGCGGGCUCUGAAGACCACCACCAACUACUUCAUCGUCAGCCUGGCUGUUGCCGACCUGCUGCUCGCCCUCCUCGUCCUGCCCCUCUACGUCUACUCCGAGUUCCAGGGAGGUGUGUGGUCCCUCAGCACAGUGCUGUGCGAUGCCCUGAUGACCAUGGACGUGAUGCUGUGCACAGCCUCCAUCUUCAACCUGUGUGCUAUCAGCGUGGAUCGCUUCAUUGCCGUUUCAAUCCCGCUGAACUACAACCGGCGCCAGAUCGACCUGCGGCAGAUGAUCCUGCUCUCCACCACCUGGAUCUUCGCCUUCGCCGUAGCUUCCCCAGUCAUCUUCGGCCUCAACAAUGUCCCAGACCGGGACCCCACCUUGUGUCAGCUGGAGGAUGACAACUACAUUGUCUACUCCUCCAUCUGCUCCUUCUUCAUCCCCUGCCCGGUCAUGCUGGUGCUGUACUGUGCCAUGUUCCGAGGACUCAAGCGCUGGGAGGAAGCGCGGAAGGCCAAGCUGAGGGGCAGCAUCUAUGGGGUCAAUAGGAAGCUCUACCACCCCAGCAGCUUCAUUGAGAGGGAGCAGAGUGGGCUGGAGCCAGGGCAGUGCAGCCCCUACACCAGCUCUGCCCACCCCAUGGACUAUGUGAUGCACAAUGGGAUCCAGACUCUCUCCUACCCCCACCUCAAGUACCCCCACCCAGGACACGGUCGGAAGCGGGCCAAGAUCAACGGCAGGGAGCAGAAGGCCAUGCGGGUCCUGCCAGUCGUGGUCGGUGCUUUCCUCUUCUGCUGGACACCUUUUUUUGUGGUCCACAUCACCAGGGCUGUCUGCAAGUCCUGCAGCAUCCCCACCCAAGUCACCAGCAUUGUCACCUGGCUGGGCUAUGUCAACAGCGCUCUCAACCCCAUCAUCUACACUGUCUUCAACGCCGAGUUCAGGAACUUCUUCCGCAGAGUCUUGCACCUCUUCUGCUGAGCCCACCCCAGCUGGUGGACAGGAGGAACCACCAGGAUGGCUUUUGUAUAGUCCAUUAAAAAUCUAUUUCUGCCUAA